AUACAUCUACUAUGUAGCAUUGAAAUUAAAACACAUGGAUGUAAAAAGUAUAGUAGGUUACGUCAAGUAUUAAAUGUCGACAGCUUUCAUAAAUAAACGCAAAAAAAUUAAUAAUUAAACUUAUUCUUUUGAUCUUAUUUAUUAAAGAAAAUUAGCUGAGUGCAAUAUAUUACAUAUUAAAUUGAUAUUGGAAAUGAUAUUUUUAUAAAACAUUUGAAAUUCGAAAAAACAUAAGUUGUCAUAUGUAAUUGACAGUUUUGAUAACAACAAAUCUAUAGUUUAAGUAAUGAAUUGCAGAACUGUCAAUAUUUUGUGGUAAAUGUAAAGGCCCCACUAUCAUAAAUCAUAAAUUAAAAUCAAACAAAAUACUGAUAAAGAUGUUUUAAUUUAUCAACAAGUUAUGAAGCGCUCUGGUUAUAAAAUUUUUCAAUUGGCAUGCAACAUUUCAAUGGUGGGAAUAAAGUCUUAUCAAAAAGAUUACGACAAAUUAAAUUAUAUUAACUAUGAAUAAUCAAGAUAGAAAUGAAAGUCGAGUUCCGCUUGUAUCUUUACCGGAUUCAUAUUUAGCAUGGGUUGAUGGAGUACAAAAAAUACCUGAUAUUGCUGAUAUAAAUUUGUCAGGUAAAUCUUAUUCAAAUUAUUAUUAUGAACCUAUUUUAUUGUUAGAUAAUUGUCCGAAUUCAGUUGACCUCACUCAUUCGGAGAGACUCAAGAUCGAUGACAUACGGAAUAAUAUUUCUAAGGAAGAUUUUACGUAUGGUGAUUUCAAACAACUUGGGUCUAGUAGUCUAGGAUUCGUUACUGAUGAUAUACGAAGGAAAUUAUGGCCAAAAAUACUAAGAUUAACUGAUGAUGAAUUAAAUUAUGUGGGUGAAGAACUGAAUGAUAUACAUACUCAUAUACCUGAUGAAGUAUAUCAACAAAUAUUAAAAGAUGUAGCUCGUAGUGGCAGUCACCUACCAACUAAUGCAACUGACACUGAGAUGGCUAAUUUUCACAAUGACCUCACAAGGAUAAUUUGCUGGGUUCUUCAUAGACAUCCAAAUAUGAAUUAUUAUCAAGGUUACAACGAUGUAGCAGCGACAAUAUUAAUUGUAAUGGGUUUAAAACCAGGUUUGCAUGUUCUUGAAAAGAUAUCAACAGAAUUUUUGGAAAGAUUUAUGGAGCAAACAAUGGAAAAAGUUAACCAAGAAUUAUUUUUUAUAUUUGCUCUUCUGGAAAGAGUCCAUCCAUCUUUGUUAGAACAUCUUGAAAACGUAGAAUUAUUUCCACAUUUUGCUUUGGCAGAGUACACAACGUGGUAUGCUCACAAAUAUUCUGAAAACCGAAGUUUAUUGCAUCGGUUAUUCGAUUUUUUUCUUAGCUCUCCGCUGUUAAUGCCUUUGUAUCUUAGUACAAUAAUCGUUGCCCAUAGAGCUAAUGAAAUCUUUAAUACUACACCUGAUAUGGGGCAUACACAUAAAGUGUUGUGUACACUACCCAGUACUUUGCCGUUUGAAGAUUUAUUAACAAAUGCAAAAACUUUAUACCAUGACUAUCCACCUGAAUCAAUAGUUAAGGAUGUACAUGAUUAUGAUAGAAAACGGCGAUGUAAAGAGCAAGAAUGGAAAUUAAAAGCCGAAGCCAGUAGAAAAUAUUCGGAAAAACAACGCCAACUUAAAGUAUCAUUACCAAAAUCAAGACUGCCAUAUCAUUUCAAAAGUUAUCGGACUAUUACUGUCGUUACUAUUUUAGCAAUUGGACUAUAUGCAUUCUUAAAAACAGGUUCCGGAAUCAACUGACAUUAGUUAAUUAUGGUUUUAUUUGUUGAUUUAAGUUUUACACGUUUGUUUUAAAAAAUUUAAUAUUUCUAUACUUGUUUUGAUAAUUAUAAAUGCUUAUAUAAAAUGAAGAUUCUUUUGAACAACCAACUAAAAUAUUUAGUGAAAUUCAGCAUUUCCUCUCGGAAUAUUUGACCAUUCCUGUUUUGCUUUUACGUUGGAUUCAAUUAUCAAUAAAUAAUUAAUUACCUGAUAUUAAAUUUAGUAUGCGACUUAUACAUGUUGUUAAAACGUGCAUUGGGCAAAAACUGUUCAUAAGAUUGUUAAAUUUUAAAAAUAUACUAAUAUAAACAUAAUUAAAAUUUGUCAUAUUAAAUGAACGAUUGAAUAAUCGAAUACACAAUUAAUUGAUAUACUUUGAUAAUUUUUUUUUUUUAUUUACAUACAAAAUUUAUAAUAAUAUAUUCAUAAUAGGCAAGAACAUUUUUUUGAGUAACAUUUUUAUGCAACGCAGUAUUUAAAAACACUGUUUGAAGAAUAUAAUCUGUAAAUAUUGGAAUAAUACAACUUUUCAUAUAUGUUAUUUGUAAAUAUUAUCCUUUAGGUAUCUUUUCACUGUAUUUUAUUAUAACGGUUUUCAAAGUAGGAUUAUUCUUCUAACAUCUGUUUUGUAAUUAUUUUUUUUUUUUUAUAAAAUAAUUUACUUUGAAAAAUUGAAGAGUUAGAUCCAUUUAAAAUACUCUGAUAAAAUAAAGAUACUGGAAAUGUGUGGUCGUCAUCAUUUCAAUACUAUAAUAAUUUUGAGGAAGAAACUAUACGAACUUGUACAAGAUUGCUUACACAAAUUCAUCUCAUAGCGAUAUCAAUUAUGUUCAACAUCAUAAGUACAUUGCUUAUGUUGAUAACUAAUUUGAAA
Messenger RNA from Cotesia glomerata, 2676 nucleotides. Its product is annotated as TBC1 domain family member 20. The transcript has 6 exons. The record is from RefSeq and is a predicted model, not a curated record. Bases 504 to 1781 code for a protein of 425 amino acids. Lineage: Eukaryota; Metazoa; Arthropoda; Insecta; Hymenoptera; Braconidae. Gene Ontology annotation, molecular function: GTPase activator activity. Gene Ontology annotation, biological process: endoplasmic reticulum to Golgi vesicle-mediated transport; positive regulation of GTPase activity. Gene Ontology annotation, cellular component: endoplasmic reticulum membrane.